UUGAAAUAAUAAAUUUCAAUGAAAUAAAUCAUAUCUGAUGUUUUCGAAUAACUAUUGAUUUUUAAAUCGACAAUUGAGAAACGAAAAUUGUUAUUUCUCGGACGAAAAAUAGACACGACCUUAUAUUUUACGAUCAUAUGAUUGAUCCUCUCCAUAGAAAAAUAUUGAUGUGUUUUACAAUAAAUUUUCGAACAUAAUGUGCCGUUGUUAGUUUCAACAAUAUUCUGUUAUCAAAAUUGCAGAUAAUUUGAUGUGAUUCGCUUUCGAGUUUGUGUCGACCCCCUAGAUUUUUGACAUUACAUUGUCUUCCAUCUUCAGUCUUCGCAUUAUGGCCCCUUCAUCAAUUGUUAAAUAGAUUCUGUGAUAAUCAUUGAAUGGACUAUUGGUAUGUGAAUAGCGGUGACGGCAUUAAUAACGGAAUGGAUGCAAAACCAAAAAUAAAUCGUCGAAAAUUUAUGGUAUUUCAAUACGAAUCGAAAACGAGCAAAACAUCCCAUUCAAUAUUAAUAACUAGAAAAUAUUCAAAAUGAAUUAUACAAAUACGGCAAUCAACCAUAUAGACGGCUAUAGCGGUAACAAUAUUACCGGAAACAGUUCCAAUUACAUAUUGGAAUCAAGUAGUAACGAUAGUGCAACAACACUCGCAUCAGCCGUUGUAUCGAAUGCCAUUCAUUUCGUUCAGAAUGCAUUCAAUUCCACAAGAAAAUAUGAUGGAAACGCAACCGACGACAAAAAUAUCAAUGUCACCGAUGCAGAACUACAUGAUUUCGUAUUAAAACUACUCGAAUACAAUCAGUUCAAUUUAAGCACCGAUAAUGAAUCAGUCGCAUGCGAACACUAUUGCAACGGUUUUGUCAAAGAUGUAUUCAGUAAUUACAAACGGAUGCAUGGUUACAUAUCAUUAGCGAUUUGCAUAUUUGGAACAAUUGCAAAUAUACUGAAUAUCAUUGUGUUGACGCGAAAGGACAUGAGUAAAACGCCGAUAAACACAAUACUCAAAUGGUUGGCUGUUGCUGAUAUGUUUCUAAUGAUCGAAUAUAUACCAUUUUCAAUUCAUAUGUACAUCGGACCAAGACCCGUUGGUUUUAAAUAUUUAUGGUCGGUGUAUAUUUUGUUUCAUAUGCAUUUCACACAAAUUUUGCACACAAUAUCGAUAUCUCUAACAGUGAUUCUGGCACUUUGGCGCUACAUUGCAAUUAAGCAUCCGCAUGGAAGACUAGCAUCUUGUGUAUUAUCGCAUUGUGGCGCAGCUAUAUUAUUAUCAUUUUUGCUUGCACCGAUUCUUUGUUUACCGACGUACUUUGUAUUUCGUAUAAACGAGAAAGUCAUCUUUUCGGAUAAAAUCACCAAAGUCACGGUUUACCACGUGGACACGAAACAAGAUACAAUACUAUACAGUAUCAACUUUUGGCUCUUCAGUGUGAUAAUCAAACUCCUGCCUUGUUUGGUAUUAACAGUAAUCAGUUUCAUAUUAAUUCGAGUCCUAUAUCAAGCAGCAAAGCGAAAAGUUAAACUCAAGGGAUACAAUCAAGCGGCAAGCACAUCAAAUAUAAAUACAGUCAAAAUUUUAAAUGGCCACAGACCAUCAAAGUGCCAACGACGUACCGAUCGAACAACAAUGCUGUUGGUGGCUGUGCUAAUGCUAUUUCUAAUCACCGAAUUCCCACAAGGCAUUCUUGGUUUAUUGAGCGGAUUGCUGGAAACGUGCUUCUUCCGAAAAUGUUAUAUACCGUUCGGUGAAAUGAUGGAUUUGUUGGCUUUAAUAAAUGCGGCUGUUGGCUUUGUGCUCUAUGGUCUAAUGUCGAAACAAUUUCGUACGAGUUUUAAAUCGGUGUUUUUUAAUAAGCGUCUGUCCAGACUAGAAAUGACGAGAGUCACUAAUCUAAAUAAUACGACUUGCGUUUGACGACGAAUAAAUUUCGGUUUAUUUAUUGUUACUUAGGCCAGGCUGUAAUUGGACAAAGAAAUAACGGAUGGGAGAAAGAGAGAGCGGGGGUGGGAGAAAAAUGUAUAAAAACAAAAAUAUAAAAUAAACAUGCACAAAUGAAAGAAAAACAACAACAACAAAAAAUGCCAAGAUAAUAUUCAACAGUCGAUCGAAGACUUAUGAGUCUUCAUGGAAAAGGAAACAAACGAGAGAAAAAAUGCCAUUGACAUUCGUCGUCGACCCAUUUGAUACAAAUGAGAGAAUAACAACAGUGUGCAAACGGCAAAAGGUCACACUUUAAAACAAGAAGAAGAGUUUUCCACUCAUGUAAACCAAAUAAUUGUGUACAGAAUAUUAGAAUUAAAAGGCACUGGCUAUUUUCACUCAAAUCUCUACAAAAUAGGAAUAAAAGUGAUAAUACCGAAACGAAUUCUGAACAACGUAGGUAAAGCUUUUUUUAUUUACUAAUGUUUCAUGAAACGUUUACAAUUUUGUUCGAUGGCAUCACCAAAGAUGCUAGUGAUCUUUAUAUUCUGGUAGUUUGUUUUCGUUGAGCUGAAAUUAUGGGUAAAAUUCGAAGUGAAAAUGCUUGUUAGAAUAACUCGUGAAACGUGCUGGUAGAGUAAGUUGACCUGAAGCGCUUGCAGCAGUAGUUGGUAAUGCUAAAAUAAAAAGGGUCAUUCAUUUGAGAACGAAAUUUUUGUGUCGAAAAAUAUAUCUGAUAGCGAUCGACUCUGAUUCCUAAUUGGAUCACGACCAACAUAAAAUUAAUAUUCAAACAUUUUAGAAAACGUUCUUUAUUAAAUUAUCAUGACGGAUAAUUGAAAUUUGAAUCGUGCGCGACAAAAUUUACACGUACCGUGUAAAUUGUGUUAUUGUUUUAUUAACACACAUAGCUACUUUGUAGAAAUUUGAGUGUCAAAAAAAUGUGCCAACAAUUGCAACGAAAUGGCUACUACAUGUACUAUCUAUUCAAAACAAAUUGAACGUGACGUACUCUAUAUUUUUAUCUCUAUUUACAACACACAUGCUCAAUGCUUUUGUUCAUCAAAAAAACACACUCAAACUUGUUUAUGCAUAAUUAGAUAUUUUUUUUGAAUUUGCUAUCUACGUUACAGAAAAUGCAAAUAAAAAACGAACAAGCACCACAAAAUAGCAUAUUGGUCAGAUGUUACCAAUGAACGGCGAACAAGUGACAACAACAUGACAACCCUCAAAAGCCGCACCAUAUCACAUCGCCAGAAAAAAAGGAAAAUGCUGUGUCCGUACAAUUUUAUUCGAUUUUUAUAAAAUUAAACACGUUUCAUGUUCCACUCUAAUCGAUUUAUUUCGAUUUCAGUGUUGUCAUUUGAUACUUAAACAUGUUUGUGACGCAAAAAAAAAAUGUUUUUUCGAGAAAAAUUCUGAACACACACACGACUCACGAAAAUAUAAAAUUGAAACAAUAUCCCCACAGAAAUCA
This is a messenger RNA of Contarinia nasturtii (swede midge), 3389 nucleotides long. RefSeq names its product sex peptide receptor. NCBI's taxonomy places the organism in Eukaryota, Metazoa, Arthropoda, Insecta, Diptera, Cecidomyiidae. The record is from RefSeq and is a predicted model, not a curated record. The transcript is spliced from 8 exons. Gene Ontology annotation, biological process: G protein-coupled receptor signaling pathway. Gene Ontology annotation, molecular function: G protein-coupled peptide receptor activity. Bases 527 to 1906 code for a protein of 459 amino acids. Gene Ontology annotation, cellular component: membrane.